This is a messenger RNA of Plodia interpunctella (Indianmeal moth), 2381 nucleotides long. RefSeq names its product trypsin epsilon-like. Gene Ontology annotation, molecular function: serine-type endopeptidase activity. Gene Ontology annotation, biological process: proteolysis. The record is from RefSeq and is a predicted model, not a curated record. The transcript has 8 exons. The coding region runs from base 305 to 1507 and encodes 400 amino acids. Lineage: Eukaryota; Metazoa; Arthropoda; Insecta; Lepidoptera; Pyralidae.
UGCUAUCAUAUUGAUCGCGUAUUUUAUUGUAACAAUUCCUGACAAGGUUGUGGCGGCAGACGCCAAUGGAACGAAAAUUAUUGCUGUUGGCGCGGAUGAAAUUAAGAUAGUGGCAACUGCCGACAAUGAGACAAAGAUCAUUGCCCAAGGGGACAUCACCAUAGAGACUGAAGGCGCGGACGAAAUCAACUUUGUCGCCGAAUCUGAAUCUGAUAACAACGUCGAUGAAAACGAAGUAACGACCGCCGCAGCUGCUGUCGAUUCAACAAGUAAAAGUCAAAAGACGAAUUAUACCGAACCGCCCAUGAUACCUAAAGCGGACAUAUUCCAAAACUACGGCUACCCCAGAGCUAAAAACUUACCUAUUCUAAAUCGCAAAAUAUUCAAAGGGGCCCGCGUCACAAUUCGAGAGCACCCGUACGUAGUGAGUAUCCGCCGUCUAUACAGCCACUAUAUGCCGGGAACCCUGAUCUCCCAUAACCUUGUCUUGUCCGUAGCUCAUCCAUUGUACCGUGUAUCAACGGAUGAGUUGGGUAUUGUGGCCGGGGAGAACUACUCUGACCGGGGCACGUCGAUCAACCCCGUGGUGCUGGUGAUCAUCCACGAGGAUUUCGACAACUAUACGCUGAAUAACGAUAUCUCAAUCGUACGCACCUAUGAGGAUUUCUUUAUCUCUACUAACGUGAAACCUAUCAAGCUUCAUAAUUGGAAGGCCCCGCAUCUCGGCUCCCAAGCAUUCGUAACUGGCUGGGGCCGAUGCGAUUUCACUGGCAGAGAGUUGUGCCUGCCGCGGUCGAACCACUACUACCCACGAGAAGUGCAGGACCCCAUGUUGAGAACUGUUACUUUUAUUAUCACAAAUAACUCAUUUUGUAAUGAAUACUCAACGAAUGAGGUACCCCUUAGGCCGGGCAUGAUGUGUAUGGGCACCUCGCGGUACGAGGAGUAUAUGACCUCGUGCAUGGCUGUCCCAGGAGCUCCGACGGUGGUUCACGGCCGGCUCACGGGCAUCCUGUCUUGGGGCAUUGGCUGCGGUUACACUUUUGACAUGCCCCUCGUCUAUGUCGACUUGUUCUACUAUAGAAGAUGGCUACACCACAACGUAGAAAUAUUGGAUAUACCCAAACAUGACCUAAGCAUGUUCUACCUGGCCACCAAAUCUUAUGUCUUGCAGAAAUUUUUGAAUCAUACUCAGGCACAGGACUGUAGGAAACCUAUAAACGGCGACGAGCACGAUCUACAAAUGUACGACAUAGAUUUACAAAUAGCUAAUACAAUGGGAACGGUUUACGACAUCAGAGAUUUCAUAUACCAUGGACGGUACCAUAAACAAAAACAGCGGCUUUAUUCGAAAAUAAAACAGUCUUACGCUCAAACCGCCGCCAGUGCGACUGCGAAGUCAAAGUCGAAAUCAAAGUCGUUGCCGUUCCUUAGUAAAGAUAAGAUGCGUAACCUUGGCUUCCACAUAGGUCAUGAUGGUACCAUAUCCGAGAUCGAUGAAUAUUAAGCUAAGGAAGGAGAAACGAAGAUAAAUAACAUUUACUUUCAUAAAAUUCACUUUAGGAUAUUAUUUAUUGACAUGAUUUAAAAAACUCAUAUUACGUUGGUAAUGUGGUCAGAUGAUGCUGGUGCUGGAUACUUUUACUUGUAAGUGAUGAUAUAUUGACAUUUGGUGUCAAUUUUUUUUUGGUAGAUAUAAUAUAGGCUAAAUCUUAGAUUAAGCCGUACGUUCACAACCUCUCUUUUCAUUAAAAAUAAUGAGAUUCUUGGAAAGUGGGCUACGAUUAUACCCGUAUUGUUGAUAUUGAUCUAUUAUAUCCUCGUAUCACCAUUUUUUCCCAAUUCGCUCGUGUAAAAUUCUCUUCUAAAUAACGAAUCAAAGUAAAAUCUCAGUUUUUUUAUAACCAUCACGUUUCAUCGAUUUGUAAAACUUUGACAGGCUAAGAUUUUUUUAAUCUUUGCCUAUAUUUAAACGAUAUGGUUAUUACGUUCUAAUCAUAUUUAAUGUCAAAGUUUUACAAUUUUUUAUAUUCUACAACUGUUCUUCGAAGACAUGCGACAUUUUUUGUUGGAAGUCUAAAAUAUAGUCGCUUAGGUGCAAAUAUUUUUAUUCAGUAUAGGAUAAAUUAUACUUACGGAUAGGUAUAUAAAUAAAAGCCACGGCAUAAAUUUUAGUGAUUUAUGACAUUUAUUUGGUUUAAAUCCAUUGGUAUAUUGAUGUGGAACGAGACUUACAAUUAUUGAACUAGGCAGAUCAAAUUAGCUAAACCUGAACUAUCGGACAUAAUUCAAUUCCAAAUUACUUUACUUCUAUGAGAGAAAUAAUUACUAGUAAUAAAAUAUAUGAAAUAUGUAAUAAAAUUGCUUAAAAUAAAUUAUUA